UUAGCCUCCACCUCCAUUACAACUACCACUACCACCUCCUCCUCCUCCACCUCUAUUGAAUGUUGACUUCCUAUUUCGGCUUUUCAACCUGUCAAACAACAUUAACAACAGUAACUUUGAAGAGCUACAGUAAGAUCAAAACAAUAACUUGAAUGUGAAAGGAGAAAGAAAAAAGGAGCUUUUUUGUUUAUACUUUUUUUAUUUCCUUUUAGGGAUGUUGUGUUGAGCUUUCCUGGCUCUUUACUGCAAUCUCUUUAUCCAAAUAUUCAUUUAAUCUUGUAAUCAUGUUGCUUCUUAGUUAAUCAACUGUUCUGGUUUCAAUGUUCAGCAUUACAGUUCACAAUCAUCAUCACAUUAUCAGUAAAAUAUUGUGGUACCCUUUCAUCCUGAUUUGUGUUUUUGCUAGUAAAUCCUUCCAUGCUUUCUCUAUUGUUAACCAAGGAAUUUAUGUACAUGAUUGAUGUAAUUAAGUGACAUCUUUACUUUCUAUUCUUCAUUAUCUUGUGAUUACUACAAUCAUUAAUAUUCUCUAUGCUGGAUUUUCUAGAAUUCUACUCCCAUACAAUACCACAGAUAACGUUACACAAAUGACAGGCUCUUGUGUGAUUAGCAAAGCAAAAUUUAUUUUAAAUAGUCCUUUUGUUUACUUUUGUUUCUCUACUAUACUAUACUUUUUUCAUCAACUGGCCAUAUUAUCUUACAGCGAUCAAAUUUAAUCUUCAAAAUCUAAAUCUUGGUCCAUUGAAAUGAAAAACUGGGUACAUUAUUUACCUUUGAAUGUGCUCUUUAACCUGACACCUUGAAACCGAAACUACGGUUUGCUGCUCAAUCAUAAGAAUAGUCAAAUGGAAUUAAUCAAGCUAAUGAAAAGGUUUAAAGUGAAAUUUCUUUUCCUACUUUCAGUUGUAAUAAUAUGUCUUCUCAUUGGCUUAUACUCCAACUUGGGCACUGGUCCAGUUCCUAAUCAUCUGAGAAGUUACAUUGAUUAUAAGCCAUCUCCACUUCCUUCUCACCAUCAAACUGCCAGUGAGUUUAAAAAUGAUUAUUUCAUUAAGGAGACUACGUUAAACCCGAUCAAUGAAGUCCAAAGUACCAAUUUUUCGCUAAUUCAAGGAUGUAUUACAAUCAACCAAGAGAAACUUUUCAAUGAUAAAGUAGUCGUAACCAAUGAGCAAUAUGAGAAUCUCAAUUUCAAGCCUACCUUACAUCUCUAUUGGAAUCAAACCUUCGAGAACAGAUAUCUCAAACGUAAAGAGGACUCUUCAAGCGACCCGCUCAAAGUACUGAUUCUACCCCAUUCUCACAAUGAUCCUGGCUGGCUAAAAACAUUUGAAAACUAUUAUUUAACAACAACUUCAAGCAUACUUAACAAUAUGGUCGAUAAGCUGGACAAAUAUCGAGACUUUACUUUCAUGUGGACUGAGAUUUCUUAUUUAGCUCGUUGGUGGAAAGAUUUGUCACCCACGUCAAAUCUACGCCAAAUGAUAAAGGAUCAAAUAUCUCGAGGACAGCUGGAAAUCACAACUGGUAGCUGGGUAAUGCCUGAUGAAGCUGUUGCUCAUUAUUUUGCUAUUAUUGAUCAGCUCAUUGAAGGUCACCAAUGGCUCAAAGUUAACCUCGAUUUUGAUUCACCACCAAACAAUAGUUGGUCUAUCGAUCCUUUCGGACACAGUGGAACUUAUCCUGCAUUUUUAAGUGCAUCAGGACUUAGAAAUAUGUAUAUUCAACGGAUUCAUUUUGGAUGGAGAUCUAGAUUAGCUGAAAAACAAGCUCUCGAAUUUUGGUGGAAACAAGCAAUUGAUUUUUCGCAGCCACGAUUAUCUUCUACGAGGUCUCUCCUAUGUCAUGUCGCACCAUUCGCUCUUUACAAUAUUAAGCACUCCUGUGGUCCAGAGAAUGAUGUUUGUCUUCAAUUUGACUUUCGUCAAAUUGCUGGUGAAGUCUCUGAAUCUCGAUCCGAGCAAAUCACAAACGAAAAUGUUGCUGCAAAAGCUAAAUUAUUAAUAGACCAAUAUGGGCGAACUGCUUCACUCUAUUCUCAUAAUGUUGCUCUUAUACCGUUGGGUGAUGAUUUUCGAUACGACCAAGACAUUGAAUGGGACCAACAACGUGAAAAUUUUCGCCUCCUCAUGGACCACAUUAAUAGCAAUCCAGAUAAAUUUGAUGGCGCACAAAUAUCUUUUGGAACAUUAAAUGACUAUUUUAAAGAGAUUUCAUUGAGAAGUAAUCGGAAUCCAAGUAAAAAAAUUGACUGGUCACUAGUAGGAGAUUUAAUGCCUUAUGCUGAUAUUUACUCUGGUGCUGGGCCAUCAUACUGGACUGGUUAUUACACAACUAGACCUUUUUGGAAAUCACUUUCUCGUUCAUUGGAAAAUUAUUUACGAAGUGCAGAAAUAUUAUAUUCAUUAGCUCGAAAUAUUGCUUCAAAAAAGCACGAUUCAGUGUCCAUUGAAAAAUUUAUAGAAGACUACAAAUAUUUAACAACAGCUCGUCAAAAUUUAGGUCUCUUUCAACAUCAUGAUGCAAUUACAGGAACAUCUAAAGAAUUUGUUAUGCAGGAUUAUGGAAUUUUGCUUCACCAGGCGAUUACCGAAUCUUUCAAAAUCAUGUCUCAUUCAAUACAAUACCUUAUGAGUCCCAAGAAAACAAUCCAGUCAUCUAUUCUUUUUCCCACUGUCCAGCAAUCAGCCUGGGAUUCACCGAUCCUCAAUAUUCCUCUCACUGUUCCUGAUCAUUCAUCUCGAAAACUUGUUAUAUUUAACAGUCAUCCAAGAGAGAUUUUGGUUCCCAUCACAAUAAGAUGUCGUUAUGAUGCUAUCAUGUUACAUGAAGCAGAACAAAUGACAUCAAUCCCCUUCCAAAUCAAUCCAGUUUGGAAUAACAGUCUUAAUUUGGAUGAUAAAGAAUUUGAGAUAAUUUUCAUGAGCCGAUUACCUCCACUCUCAUUGAAAACGUACACCAUUUCAAUGUUACCCAAAGAUCAAGAUAUUCAAUCUAAGUCUAAGCUCUAUCUUCUCAUGGGCGAUGCAUCUGAUGAAAAGCGUGUAAAAAUUGCUUCAGAAUCAUUGGAGGAUAAAGGGGAUAAACGAUUUCACAGCAUUUUUGAAUUUCCUAAACUUUUCAAAAGUGAUAUUGAACUUAAUACGCCUCAUUUGACCGUUUUAUUUGACCAUUCAACAGGAUUUCCAAAGCUAAUCAAAAGUUCUUCUGGUUCUUGGACUCAUCCAACCUAUAUUAGUUUACAUGCCUACAAAUCUAUAGCUUUUCAUUCUGGAGCUUACCUUUUUCAACCAACAGCCGAUGAUGAUAUUGUGAAUAUCCAUGAUCGAUUUCCUGUUAUCCGAUUAAUCAAGGGUCAAAUUGUAUCUGAAGUCAUUGUCACUCAUUCUAAUAGCAUAACCAUAACUUUUCGUGUGUACCACGACAAAGGUCUCUUUGGAACUGCCCUUGAGAUUGAUCUUUCUUUUAAUAUUGCUAACUCAGAAUUCAAAGAUCGUGAAUUGAUAAUGAGGAUAACAUCAGACUUGGACAAUUUAGAUUCAAGUUCAAAGCAAUAUAAUCCAACAUUUUAUACAGAUUCAAAUGGUUACCAAUUUUUCCGUCGCAAGUUUGUCCCUGAUGUUGGAGUUGCUGCAAAUUAUUAUCCAAUGACAUCGGCAGCUUACAUUGAAGAUUCAAAUAGUCGAUUAACAGUGUUGACAUCACAUUCUCGUGGUGUUACAAGCCCGUCCAAAGGUACACUUGAGAUGAUGCUGGAUCGCCGUACACUAAAUGAUGAUUAUCGGGGAGUAGGUGAACCCAUUAUUGACAACAAAUUGACCCGUUCGAAAUUUCUUCUAGUUUUUGAAGAUUUCACUGAUACCCAAACAAAACCACAAUUUUCAUCAUCUUCAUCCUCAUUGCCAUCUUCAUCCUUCACCUCAUCUACAUCAUCAUCGUCUUCAUCUUCUCCAGAGUUACCAUUUUUAUCUCAACUAUCAUUUCAUCUUUCAACUCAUUUAAUUUAUCCACCUGUCGUUUUUGCAGACGAUGGAUUCGAAGAAAGACCUUUGCUUAAUAGGUUUACUUUUUUGGACAACCCAAUGCCUUGUUACCUUCAUCUAGUCAAUAUUAGAUCUUUACCUCUCUAUAGUGAUUUUGACAAACCCUCCGACUCAAGUCUAAUAAUCGUUCAUCGACCAGGUUUUACCUGCCGUAUAGACAAUCGUCAAUUAUUUGAUAAUAAUCAACUUUGUGCAACCAAUUUUGCAAAGAAAUUUACUAGAAAUCGGAUUAAACAAUUAAGUGAAACUUCUCUUACCGGUUUUCAAACAAUUAGAUCUGGUUUAUCACUUGUUGAUCUCUGGCAAAUAUCGCCGAUGAAACUGGCUGCUUUCAAUGUUACAUUUGAUUCUUCAUGAUAUUUAUUACCAUACUGGCUCGUAUCGACCCGGGUUCGAGUCUCUUUCUAUCUUCCCUUUCUCUUCAUUGAAAAUAUUGUAAAUCAAGUAUAAAAACUUGAUAUAAAGAUAUACAUUUGUAAUUCGAUAUGCGAAUACCCGCAACCAAUUUUACUAUUAAUAAAAAACGCUUGUAUUAUAUGA
Tetranychus urticae (two-spotted spider mite) is the source of this 4583-nucleotide messenger RNA. RefSeq names its product alpha-Mannosidase class II b (gene alpha-Man-IIb). The record is from RefSeq and is a predicted model, not a curated record. Gene Ontology annotation, molecular function: alpha-mannosidase activity; carbohydrate binding. Gene Ontology annotation, biological process: protein deglycosylation; N-glycan processing; mannose metabolic process. Lineage: Eukaryota; Metazoa; Arthropoda; Arachnida; Trombidiformes; Tetranychidae. Gene Ontology annotation, cellular component: Golgi membrane.